Molecule: messenger RNA, 729 nt
Organism: Priceomyces carsonii
Lineage: Eukaryota; Fungi; Ascomycota; Pichiomycetes; Serinales; Debaryomycetaceae
Exons: 1
Coding region: 1-729 (242 amino acids)
Biological process (GO): spliceosomal complex assembly
Cellular component (GO): catalytic step 2 spliceosome; U2-type prespliceosome; U2 snRNP
Molecular function (GO): zinc ion binding; nucleic acid binding
Source: RefSeq, a predicted model, not a curated record
AUGGAUUACUCAGAAAGAGUAAACUCAAAAAAGGGGGCCGGAAGUGUGGCAGACUUUCAGGAAGCCAAUGUCCAUACUAAAAGAAGAUUGAAAGAAUUACUCACCACGCAAGUUUUAGAUCUUGAUAAUGACCCUUACGUAUUUCGAAACCAUUUGGGACUCUUAGAAUGUAAGCUUUGUUUGACCACUCAUGUGAGUGAGAGCUCAUACAUAUCUCAUUUGGGAGGAAGAAAGCAUCAGAUGAACUUAGAAAAGCGUCGGAUUCUCGAUGAAAGACUAAAUAAGAAAUUAGUCCCGACAGCGAAUGUCAUCAGUAUCAAUAAUACUCCCAAGAGAAGCUGGAGAAAGAUUGGAAAGCCCUCUUACAAUGUUACAAAGAUCCGCGAUCCCCAAACCCUACAAAUGGGCCUUUUAUUUCACGUUAAGUAUCCCAAAAUAACUACUGAAGAGCCAUUCUUCAGGUUUAUGUCUUACUAUGAGCUUUCUACGAAGAACCAAAAUGUUGUUGUAUCAUACCUUGAUAGAACUUCUGAUGAGUCUGAAGAGAUAGAUGGCCAAAAAUUACAAUACUUGGUGCUAAGUGCGGAGCCAUACGAAAAUAUAUGCUUUAUAAUCCCUAGCCAUAGUGAAAUAGACAAACCAGAUGAUUCUAAUGAAAUGUCUACGGGGUAUUGGUGGUAUUGGGACAAGGAUACAAAGGAAUUCUAUCUUCAAUUCUUAUAUAAAUAG